Molecule: messenger RNA, 425 nt
Organism: Capsella rubella
Lineage: Eukaryota; Viridiplantae; Streptophyta; Magnoliopsida; Brassicales; Brassicaceae
Product: DNA-directed RNA polymerases II, IV and V subunit 12
Exons: 4
Coding region: 58-216 (52 amino acids)
Biological process (GO): DNA-templated transcription
Cellular component (GO): RNA polymerase I complex; RNA polymerase III complex; RNA polymerase II, core complex
Molecular function (GO): DNA binding; DNA-directed RNA polymerase activity; zinc ion binding
Source: RefSeq, a predicted model, not a curated record
UCUCAAAGUCAUCAUCGAUUCAUCAUCAUCAAAAACCCUAGGAUUCAAUUCAAUACCAUGGAUCAACCACUGCCCGAACCCGUUACUUACGUCUGCGGAGAUUGUGGACAAGAGAACACUUUGAAGCCUGGGGAUGUGAUCCAAUGCAGAGAGUGUGGGUACCGUAUUCUCUACAAGAAACGUACCCGUAGAGUUGUUCAAUACGAAGCUCGCUGAUAUCCACUACUCCUGAUGAUGGUUCAUAGCCAGUGAAGAAGGGUUGAGACGUUUUGCCACUGUUUGUAAUAUAUACCGACAUGGUUUUUGUUGAAUUGCUUGUUCGGUUUGAAUUGAUCACAAGUGUGACUGUGUAACCUAUUAACGAUUUUGGAUAGAUGUAAUCCUGGGAAUAACUAAGUUCACUUGCUAGAAUCCUUGAUUGGCUA